Molecule: messenger RNA, 1009 nt
Organism: Coregonus clupeaformis (lake whitefish)
Lineage: Eukaryota; Metazoa; Chordata; Actinopteri; Salmoniformes; Salmonidae
Gene: reep5
Product: receptor accessory protein 5
Exons: 5
Coding region: 99-683 (194 amino acids)
Source: RefSeq, a predicted model, not a curated record
UUCCAUUGGUUUUGUCUGAACAGCGAGAAGAAGCAGGAUAGAGUUGCAUGGGUGUCGCAGUUCAAUAGCCAACUUCAUAGUCAACCAGCACGAACAUCAUGGCAGCCAUGGUACAGGAAAUAAAAGAAAGAUUCGACAAGUUUCUUCAUGAAAAGAAUCUUAUGACCGAUACAUUGGCAAAGAUCGAAGCUAAAACUGGAGUAAACAGGGCCUAUAUCGCAAUUGCCGUCGUCGUCUUUCUCGCAAUUUACCUGGUUAUUGGGUAUGGAGCCUCCCUACUGUGUAACCUCAUCGGAUUUGCUUAUCCAGCCUACAUAUCGAUCAAAGCCAUUGAGAGUGAAACCAAAGAUGACGACACAAAAUGGCUGACCUACUGGGUGGUGUACGGAGUGUUCAGCGUGGCGGAGUUCUUUGCCGACAUCUUCCUGUCCUGGUUCCCAUUUUACUACAUGGGAAAGUGUGCCUUCUUGGUGUGGUGCAUGGCUCCAACUCCCUCUAAUGGUUCCAUACAAAUAUACACGCGGAUCAUCCGCCCCAUCUUCCUCAAGCACGAGACCAAGAUUGACAAUAUAGCAAAGGACCUCAAGGACAAGGCGGCAGAGGCUGCUGACAAGUUCAAAGAUGAAGCGAAGAAAGCGACUGCGAACCUAAUGUGGGAGGAGGGAAUGAAGAAGGACUCCUAAGGCACCCCGAGGUCAAAGUUCAAAGUUCAACAGCAUCGUCAUCUCUGGAGUGGACUGUGUUACACAGCUCAAUAAAUGUUGCCUUGGAUUUUUUUUAUUGUUUAUUAUUUUAUAAAUUAUCUGAAGGAUAGUAUCUUGGUCUUGCACACUUUGUUUGUAAAAAAAAAAAAAAAAAACUGCGAUAGAUUGUCAUGUAUCCAAAAGUGAUGUAAAUCCGUUUGAAACCUUUAACUUGUUUGCGUACCUUAAGGCUGUAAUGAGCCAGUGAUGAUGUUUCCCCUCCUGCUACGCAUUAAGUACCCAAAUAAAAAAGAAACUUGCUGUUA